This is a messenger RNA of Pyrenophora tritici-repentis Pt-1C-BFP, 966 nucleotides long. RefSeq names its product GET2 multi-domain protein. NCBI's taxonomy places the organism in Eukaryota, Fungi, Ascomycota, Dothideomycetes, Pleosporales, Pleosporaceae. Gene Ontology annotation, biological process: retrograde vesicle-mediated transport, Golgi to endoplasmic reticulum. The record is from RefSeq and is a predicted model, not a curated record.
AUGGCCGACUCUUCUGCCCCCGCGCCUGGCGCAAUCCCCGGCGAGUCUCCUGCUCAGACCAAAGCUAGACUGAGAAGGGAGCGUCUUGCAGCAAAGAGCGGUGCCUCUCGCCUGCAGCAGAUCACGGCGCUACAAGGUGGACCGCCCAAAGAUAUCAGCGAACUCGAGAAAGAUAUACCAGUCCAACCCGCGACUACCCCGUCCCAAUUCACUCCUUCUGUGUCUGGAACGGCGACGCCAGACCCGGAUGUAGUAGACAUUUCCAUUUCACAGCAUCACUACGCGCCGGCAUCUCAAACCCGUCUUCCGUCGCCUUUUGCUUUCGAUGGUAAUCAAUCUGGCCCAUUCGGUCCUGGCCAAGCCUCGGACCCGUCGCAGGACCCCAUGAUGGCCAUGCUCCAGCAAAUGAUGGGCGCGGGAGCGGGCGGUAUGCCUGGUAUGCCCGGUAUGCCUGGCGCUCCAGGUCAGGCAGGCGCACCACCUGGUAUGCCACCAGGUCUUGCCAGCAUGUUCUCUGCCAUGCAGGGCGGUGGUCCGGCUGAACCCACACCAGACCAAUCUUCGGCUUGGGUCUGGCGUUUGGUGCACUCUAUCUUGUCGCUCUCCCUUGCGUCCUACAUCGUUCUGAAAACUCACUUCACCGGAUCCAAGUUAUCACGCGAUAACAUGCCGAAUGAUGAUUGGGCCACCCAAUCUACCCCUACGGACAACUUUGCGCACUUCUUCUAUAUCUUCGCUACCUUCCAGGUGGUCCUACAGUCGACACGCUAUUUCAUUGAAAAGGGUCAAUUACAGGGCAGCGGAAUCCUCAGCACCAUUGCCGGCAUAUUGCCCCAGCCAUAUUCGGGCUACGUGAGAACCGUAGGCAGGUACAGCGUCAUCUACAGCACGGUUGUGAGCGAUGCCAUGGUGGUAGUAUUUGUCCUAGGCGCCGCGAGUUGGUGGCGAGGCGCUGCGGUCGCAUGA